AUGUUCAUAAUUAAAAGGCUAUCCCGAAGACCCGUUGUUCACGACCCUGGAGGCAAUCGCAGCGCGGGAACAAUCAUCAUAAGCCACUAUACUAAGCUCGCUUCAAGCAUUAUGGAUGACGCGGCUGGUAUCAUCGAUAACCCGGAGAAUGGAUUGUUACUCGAGGUAGUACUGCGCACUUACUUUGGCAGCUACGCGUGGUGCCUACACCCCGCAGUACGUGCACUUGUUCCGCCCUGUCCCUUUUGGUUUGGAAGGUUUUUCACACAAGUCCAAUUCCGGGAUCACUCUCAAAGUGGCAUUCAGCCUCCCAACCCUACGCUCAUUGCGCUCCAUUCUGCGGUUGCCCAUGUCCUAUACCUCAGCGGUGCUGCAGACGUCAUAGACAAGGUCUAUGAUGCGUUCCUUGAUGAUGGUCCUAUGACUCUCGUUGACUGGGUUGACGACGAACAACCACCAAGUACCAACGAACCCUCACGGGUGGGACUGAUCCUGCAUGAGGCGGAUGUAUCGUAG
Suillus subalutaceus is the source of this 516-nucleotide messenger RNA. RefSeq lists its product as uncharacterized. The transcript has 4 exons. Lineage: Eukaryota; Fungi; Basidiomycota; Agaricomycetes; Boletales; Suillaceae. The record is from RefSeq and is a predicted model, not a curated record. The coding region runs from base 1 to 516 and encodes 171 amino acids.